This is a messenger RNA of Exophiala spinifera, 792 nucleotides long. RefSeq lists its product as uncharacterized. Bases 1 to 792 code for a protein of 263 amino acids. Gene Ontology annotation, cellular component: ascospore wall; lipid droplet; prospore membrane. The record is from RefSeq and is a predicted model, not a curated record. The transcript has 2 exons. NCBI's taxonomy places the organism in Eukaryota, Fungi, Ascomycota, Eurotiomycetes, Chaetothyriales, Herpotrichiellaceae.
AUGAUUGCCUGGGUGAAUGCUACCUGGUUGUACCCACUCAAGGGCAUCUACUAUUUCCUCAGACAUUCUUACCUCUGGCCCCUCUUCAAGGCCCGACUGGUUCCUAUCGUCCUCCUCUCCGCCUUCAUCUACAUCAACCUCUUUGUGUGGACUUUUUUGCCACAGGUGGCGUUCCUGGCCAUCUUUCACGGCCGUGGCGCAUGGCUGAAUGCUACGUUCCUCGUGCUCGGAGAGGGCUCUGCGAUCGUGGCAUUGCUGUUCGAGGCCUUCUUCGUCGACGAAACACUCGUUGACAUUUUUGACGCCGUAUUGAUUGACCAGGGACUGGCAGAUCUUGUCGGCGAAGCUCGCGUCCUUGAUCGGAAUGGCCAGAAUUCGGUGCAGAUGCUUGGAAAACCCACAGUCUCGUCCGUCUACAGUCCCUUCAGCCUUCGCCAGAUCCUCGAGUUCGUUAUACUCCUCCCACUCAAUUUCAUACCAUAUGUCGGUGUGCCGCUCUUCUUGUUCCUCACCGGCUACAGAGCUGGCCCUUUCCACCACUGGAGAUAUUUCCGACUGCUAGGAUUGUCCAAGAAGGAUCGUGCGGAGUAUAUAAAAAGGAGGCAGCUGAAGUAUACUUGGUUUGGAACCGUUGCACUGGCCCUUCAGCUGGUCCCCGUCCUGAGCAUGUUUUUCUUGCUCACUUCGGCCGCGGGGAGUGCUUUGUGGGCGGCGAACAUGGAAAAGGCUCGCAGAAGUCGAGAAGCUGUCAACGCGUCGCAGAGGGAAGAGUAUCAUGAUGAUCCGGCGUAG